UUAUUAAGGAAUCGUCAGAUAAAAUUUAUUGUUAUGAAUGUCCAUAUACACUUUAGUAAGAAUCCUGACAGUGCUUCAGAGAACUUCUCUAGGACUGUUGUGCAGCCCUCUAGUGAUAAGCUGUCUGAUCGGUAUGCGAUGAAUAAAUCACGGUUUAUCAGAAGCAAGACCGAGUCAGAAGUUUUGUUUUUAGAACAACAAUUUAUGCAAGAUCCUUCGUGGAGUAGAAAAACAGUUCAAUUUUGAAAGGACUAUUUGAAUCUGGGUACCACCCAGAUCUAUAAAUGGGGCUUUGAUAAGAAGAAGCUGUUCAAGAAGUAUUCUCGCAUAAUUGUGAAGCUUAGCAACAAUGCUAAGCCAGGCUCUGAAGAGUACUUUGGAGCAUUCUUUAGCUACCUCAGAAUGUUGAAUCAGAAGAAAUCAAGGAAAUUCCGUAAGGGAAAGAAUAAAAUUAAGGUAGCUGAAGAGAAAGAAAUCCAACCUCUUUUAUGAGCAGAUCAGAAAGAAGAAUUAGGCCUUUUGAAUCUAGAUAAGCCAAUAGAUUACGAGCAUGAGGUUGAUGAGGUAUUGAAACUGGUUGAUGAUCAGGCAAAUAAUUGCAAUAAAAGAAGAUCUGAUCGUACACAUAAUUGUUCCCGAUCCAAUGACCAGAUGUCUGUUGUGAAAGGAAUCCCGUCAGAAAGCAACAACCAUUGGUUAGAUGAACUCUGGCGUGAAGAGUUUAAUGCCUCUAGCUAUGUUUCAAGUUCGUCAGAUUAUAUAACUCCAGAAUCCCUCUUUGAGAAAGAUGAGGGAAACCAAUAUUUUUGCCUCACUUUUGGAUCCGAUGAAGAACUUAACAAUACAAGUAAUGCAGGUUUCAAGGAGCCUCUCUUCUGAGAUUCUUUGGGUUCAAGCAGCCUCUAA
Molecule: messenger RNA, 906 nt
Organism: Moneuplotes crassus
Lineage: Eukaryota; Ciliophora; Spirotrichea; Euplotida; Euplotidae
Source: the annotation of a GenBank genome assembly